Messenger RNA from Schizophyllum commune H4-8, 774 nucleotides. RefSeq lists its product as uncharacterized. The transcript is spliced from 3 exons. The coding region runs from base 1 to 774 and encodes 257 amino acids. The record is from RefSeq and is a predicted model, not a curated record. Lineage: Eukaryota; Fungi; Basidiomycota; Agaricomycetes; Agaricales; Schizophyllaceae.
AUGGCGGGUGGCGUCCACUCCUCCGUCCUCCUCGCCGCCCGGGGCAGCGACCCCGGAGUAGAUCCCUCCCCCAAAUCGCGCGGCGCGGCUGCAGACGAGGCUCAGACCAUGCAUGCACGCAGCGCACGCGUCAGACUCGGAGGGCAAUCCGCACACGCGCCAGGCAGUAGCCAGGUACCUAGUACGUGCCGGCUCGGCGCGCAGGCGAGCUGCAUGCCCGACGAGCCCGAGCCGGCACUGACUAGCGCGAGAGGCUGGAUGAUCGCCGGCUCGCUAGAAAGGACGGAUAAGAUGCCUGCGCGCGCGGAGGUGUGCAGCUGCUCUUCGGCUCGGGUACAUUCUCCUCGUCAGGGCGCGUCGGCGGGUGGACGAAGGGACGUGAUCGCGCGAAUGCCGGGGGCGAGUGGUCGAAUCGCCCAUUGUUCGCACUCGCACGGACAUGUAGAACCAGUUCUCCUCAACAUCCCGCGGUGGCUGCUGACCGACUCGUUCACGCCGUGCGGCUCCCCGCAGCUUCAGCGUACUGCCCCCAAGGUUCGUGGUCCUCCUGGACUCCGAGGCCUCCCGGGUUCGACGUCCAGGCAGUUCUGCGCGCGUCAGGCGCAACUGGCACGUCAGGAGAACUCGCCGAGUAUAGCAGGCGCGCCCUCCGCAUGUCCAGUGAGAACUGGCGUACAUCAGGCGCGCCGUUGCGCAAACUCUGUCCCUAUACCCACGGUGUGCGGUCGGCCUGGGAAGCCGCUUGUUCUCUUUGCGAAUAGAGCCGGGGCGUGA